GCAUAGCUUCUCGUUGCGCUACAAUUUUCAAUAAUGUGUUUGAAUAUAAACAGUAGGACACAUUAAAUUCUGAUUGUUUUUAUUAAUUUAAUUAAUCAUAAAUUCUAAAUAUGUGUAUGAUAUGUGAGAAAUGUGAAACUCCAAGUGUACAAUGCUUUCGAUAACACCAAUGCUCGUACGGUGAAGUGACGCCAUUUUACGGGAAUGACCAGCCCGCAGCUGCCUGUUAAUAGGCCUGAUGUAAGGAGUGCUUUAUUCAAACGGAUGCAUAAAAACAAAUCUCUCAUAUUGUACUCGUACUGGACGUACGAUUUCAGAGAAAACUAUGGAAGAUGGUAAUGACGCUAAUGUAAACAACAAAACGCUACACGGAUCGCAGUUUUCAAAUCUGUACACAGAGCGCCUCGGAAAAUUGACUUCGAAUGGUCACGACAUUCCCGCUGAGACGUCCAGCCCGACGAGUCUGUCGUACGAGCCCCGGCGAGCGCACGUCGACGCCGCCCAAGACGACAAAUGCAGACAACGUAUUAAUCCACUAAGAAUACACCUUGGCAAACGACCGUUUGUAGAGAAUUCAAUAUCUUACAACAGUGCAUCUAAAAGGAAGAAGCCAUAUGUGGCCAAGCACAAUGAUGCAAUACCCAAAAAUAAUGUUCCUCGGGUGCCUAAACUUAUACCAAAGCGUUCUGAACAUGGACAGUUUCAUAACCCCAAAUACAACAUGGAGAGUAUGUUGGAGAGCGAAAGAGACAAACCUGUACCUAGACUCGUGCCUAAAAGUCAUUUAUCACAAUAUAAAAAGGGUAAAAUUGAAAAAGAACCCCAGUUGAAAGAGUACGCUCAGAGUCUUGGAUUGCAGCCAAUGGUAAAGUUCAAAUGUCGCAAGUGUUGCUCUAUGUCAUUCAAAACUCUAGCCAUGUUGAGAGAACACCAGCUCAUUUGCAGAGCUCAACCCAAGGAGGUUAGCUUGAGUCCAGAAGCGACUUACACAGAAUCUAAAAAUACUAGUGGUCCGUCUCGAGUCACCAGGAAAGUUUACUUAUGUUCAGCGUGCGGCACCUACUAUGAAAAUUGGAAUUUGUUUCUUCACAUGAGGGAAGUGCACAACAGGCACAUCUGUUUGUUUUGCUUGGGAAUGUUUUCAAAAGCUGAGAAACUCUCCUCGCAUCUUACAAACAAACACAAUGUUCAAGAAUUCAAUUUUAACACAAAGGAGGAGUUCAGUCGUGUGCAUGAUGGAACAUUUUAUUUAAUGUGCUGUGCAUGUGAUGAAAUAUGUUGCGAAAAAGACGAUUAUUUUAAUCAUGACUGUAACAAUGUUAAACCUAAGCCUGUGCCUGUACUCGUGAGUAAAAGUUCAUUAAAACCAAAUAAACUUAAAAGUGUAAAACAAGACAAUGGAAAUGGAUUCGGUGUGAGGGGUUUCGUUCAAACUUUGUGUGAUAAAAAAGAUUUAGAUGAACCUAAACCGGAGGCUACAAUGCCAUCACAAGAUAUAUUUAGUAAUAAAAAUAUUAGCGAUAGUUUAAAUUGUGAUACAAGCAUGAGUUCGAUGAACUCAUCUGAAUCUAUCAAUAGGACAGCUAAUGAUUCAAUGGAUAAUAUUUAUGAAAAAGAUGAGGAUAACAAUGAGUCAAUUUCUGUACGUCCAAAGAACCAAGUACUGCAACCUGUGGCUCAGAAUUUAUCAAAUGGGGAUGAGCAUAAUGAACACGAUGAAGACAGUGAUUCACUCGAUCCCAGCAGGGAGCGGGUAUCCACUGCCAAACCAAAACUUAUUACUAAGUCACCGCAACUUCCCGUUGAAAAAGAGAAGGAAGUAGGCAUAAAGCUUAAACUCAGUUUAAAUAAUGCUAAUUCCCCUGUAAUAAUAAAUUCAACUGUAGAUCCUACUGUAGGUAAAAAUUAUGCACAAAAGCCCCCGUCUCGUAACAGAAGACCUCCGAAGAGAUACGAAAAGGACAAGCCAUUAGACAGCCAAGUCCCAGUAAAGCCACCUUCAAUAAAAAUGACAAUAUGUGACCGAGCAGACAGUCCAUUUGUCAAAACUACAAUUUUUGAGAAUAACAAAGAAACUAUUGUAAAGACGCUUAUAAAUAAUAAUAUAGAACCAACAUCUAUGAAGCCCAGUGAUAAAACAGAUAGCACAAUUAAAUCUACAAUAUAUGAUAAUAAAUUUGAGGAUGAAAAUACUUUGAAUAGGGUCCCAAAAUUGACUGUUCGGGUGCCCAAAGAGUUUUUAGAUAAAGAUUCAUCAAGUGAUGAUUCAUCUGAUAGUGAUGCAAGUGAAAAGUUAACUGUUGAUGAUAGAAAUAUUACUGUGGAACAUGAAAAUGAAGAAAUGGCAGCUGAAACUUCACUUCCUGAAACAUUACCAACAGCAUCAAAUGAGGGCCUAGAUGAGACAUCUACGAAAGAUAAUAUUGAACAGAACAUAGGCCAACCUGAGAUAACAGAGGAAGAAAUGAAACCCAAUGAAGCAGAAGUACUGACUAACGUAACUGAGAUACAGCCAAAAUGCGAGCAGCAAGAUAUUGAUGUAACUGGUGAUGUAAAUGUGGAGGAAACAGAGCCGGUAGAUGAGAUCCCAGUAACUGAAUUAACUCUAGAUAGACCUCUAGACAAAUAUCCAUUGAAGGAACUUUUAAAAGUGUUUCUUUCAUCGACAAUAUUUAAUUGCAUAUAUUGUAAUCACGGACGAGUAAUAGCAGUUAAUUGUGAGCAACUUGCCUUGCAUAUGGUGGCCCAGCAUCGAUUUUCAGCUACUGUUGACAGUAUAACAGCAGAAGAACUGAUGCCAGAAACCAUAACAGCUAAACUAAUGUCAGGUGCAGUAGAAUUGAAUGAUGUGUACAUAAAUUUGGAUUCCUAUGACAGUGAAUACAAGAGUGAGAAGAUGACCUUUAAUCAAUUAUUUGAAUGUUUUCAGUGUUAUUUCAAAACUGCUAUUCAUAAGGAGCUAUGUUUACAUAACCGUAAAAUGCACCAAAAAACAAUAUUGUUGUGUGUAAUGUGUAAAAACAACUUUUAUACUUAUAGUGAAUUAAUUUGCCAUUUAUGUCCUGGAACAUAUAAUUCCGAAUACGAAAUUAGGUAUAGAUGUUGCUUUUGUGCUGUAGAUACAAUUGCCUCGUCAUUUAGGUUGAUGGUACAUCUUAGAAAGAUACACCACACAUGUGAUGUUUGUUUAGAGUUUUGUCAAAGCCAGGCUCGAUUGUCCAAUCACGUUUGGAAACACAAAUUACAUCAUUUCUGUUAUCGUUGUGGUAUAGCAUAUAGAAAUAAACCAGAUAUAAAUAAUCACCUUUUUUGGAAACAUGGAACCGAGAGUGUGUCAUGUAAAAAAUGCCUUCAGAAGAAGUGGCCACAUGUCUAUCAUUUCUGUAACCCACCUGCAGUAUUUGUGUGUGAUGAAUGCACAUUACAAUUUUCAAGAGCUGUGUGUUUAAAGGUCCAUAAGAGAUUCCACUCUGAAGAAUAUCCCCAUUCCUGCACAGAAGAGGACUGUACCGAGAAAUUUGUAUCAAAGAAAUUACUAAAUAAACAUUUAGAAGAACAUAGAAAGAAACUUUUUACAGAAGAUUUAAAUGAAGAGAAACCAUCUCCUCCAGAGGCAUUAACUGAUGAACAAAAACAGCCUGUUGUUGAUUUAGUAGAUGAUAAACCUCAAGAUGAAAUAGAUAGUAAACCUGAAACAGCUGCUGAAGAAGUUUCGAAGAAGAGUAAAAAGAAAAAAAUGAAAGAAAAAGAUGCUUUAUUGUUAGAAGUAGAUCUGCCGGCUUUGAAUUUAUCUGAGAGUGACAGUAGUGAUGAAUCAGAUUCAGGCCAAGCUCCAACUCCUAAAAAUGAAAAAGUCGAUCCUACACUUAUGGAAAGUAAUGAAAAUGAAAUAAAAAGUGAAGUUAAUGAUGAAAAUAAAGUGGAAAUAAAACAAAUUGAAUCUGUUGAAAAUCCGUUACCAAAUAAAGAUAAAAUUGAACCAAAUGAAGAGAAACCCAGCGACCAAACUGUAUUAGAUAUAUGGGACAACUUUCAAAAGUAUCAGGCUAAGACAGAGAAACCAAGAGAGAAGACACCUCCAUUGGUACUCAUAAAAAAACAUGUUUGUGAAUCAGAUCAUGACUAUUGUCUUGUACCAACAGACAUGAAUGGUGAUGAUGCGGGCAUUGGAUCUGAUAAAAAGAAAAAUAAAAAAAUGAAGAAACGUUUUGAUGGCUUAUCAUCUUCGAGUAGCAGUAGCAGUGAUAGUGAUUCAAGUUGUUCUUGCGGUUCCAAUUGUAGCUGUUCAUCUAGUAGUGGCUCUUCAUCGUCCAGCUCGUCUGAUUCAGAUUCCUCUGAUGAAUCAGGAAAUGAAAAGAAAAAGAAUAGGCAGCACAAAAAAUCCUUAUCAAACAGAAGACUAAGUAAUGGUUCUAACGUAGAUGUUAUGGGAAUGUCUGAAACGCCUAUAUUAGCCCCCGAAAAAAUUGAGUCGCCGAUUGCAGAAACAGACCUAGAAACAGAUGAAAGUGAGACAGACGAAGAAUUUUAUGAUAAAAACCCACAAUUAAUUGCCAAUAAGUUAUACAAUGAGAAACGCAAUCAACUUUUGCUAUCAGAAGGCGGCUCAGUUUCAGGUAAUGCAAGUCGAUGUACAACACCUAUCAAAGAAGAGGGAAUUCAGCAUGCAUUAGAACCUAAUAUUCCUCCCUCUGAUUUACCAAAAGAGGAAAUAAAACCGGAAACAAGUAUUAAAGACAAAACAAGUAGUAGUAAAAAGAAGAGUAAAAAGAAGAAGAAAUCUAAAAGUUCGCGUAAACAUGGACCAAUAAAAAUAAACAUUCCCAAAGAUAUGAUUAGACCUGAGCCAGAGGUAAAGGAAUCACCACAACAGAUUCCAAAUAAAAUAACAAUAUCAUUGCAAAGCAAUACAGUUCAGGUUCCCGAACCUCCGCAACCUACAACAACUCAAGGUUUAGUGACGCCACUGCCUACCGCUCUAGAAAAGAAGAGGUCGUCGAAACGUAGAAGAGUUCCGAAUAAAUUUUAUGGAUAUUCAAGCGACGAAGAGAGUCCUAAUCCUGUAAUGUCGGCUUUAAAACCUACACUACCCCCAAAACUGGAAUGGCGAAAAGAAGAUUUACCUUCGCCAGUUACCCAUAAAAAUAAAAAGGAAACACCAUCAAUAGUACCACAGAAGUUGUUCAACUUCAAUGACUCAUUAAGGUUUUCUGCUCCACCAGCGCCAGAUCCUGAGCCGCCACGAAUUUUAAUGAACUCAGAAUCUUUAGAAUCCAGCGAUUCCGAUUCGAGUGACGAGGGAGCUUUACAAAUUCAUCAGCCUAGUUCAGUUCAAAAUUCUAUUCCUGUCCCACCACCCACGUAUUUGAAUUCGGGAACCUCUAGUUUGCCUUAUCCUUUCCAAAGGCCUGCUGUACGUCAGGCUCGCGAGGGUGAGAGCGUUUAUUGUUACUGUAGAUGUCCUUACGACGAAGUAUCUGAAAUGAUAGCAUGUGAUGCUGAAGGCUGUCCCAUUGAGUGGUUCCACUUUGAGUGCGUCGGUAUUAUGGUACCGCCUAAAGGCAAAUGGUACUGUCCCGAAUGUCGAAAAAAUCAAAGUUUCUCAGGUUACAGAUAAGUUAAUUUUUAUUUAAGUAUGUAUAUAUCUUUACUUGUAAUGAUAUUUGUAUAUAACUUAUUAAUGAGUGUAGAUAUUUAGCUUUACCUGUAUAUCUUUGUAGGUAGUUCGGAUAAGAUAGGAGAUUAGGUCUGAAAAAUGUAUCAUUGUUAUAAAAGUACACAUAAUGCUUGAUUCAGGUCUAGUGACCAUCUCUGUAACCUGGCAAAUUGUUGACAUUAUCAUAUAAAGCAAAAACAAUAUUAUAAAUCCAAUUUUUGAUACCA
This is a messenger RNA of Aricia agestis (brown argus), 5883 nucleotides long. RefSeq lists its product as uncharacterized. The transcript is spliced from 2 exons. Lineage: Eukaryota; Metazoa; Arthropoda; Insecta; Lepidoptera; Lycaenidae. The record is from RefSeq and is a predicted model, not a curated record. The coding region runs from base 326 to 5617 and encodes 1763 amino acids.